Messenger RNA from Paramuricea clavata, 14615 nucleotides. The record is from the annotation of a GenBank genome assembly. NCBI's taxonomy places the organism in Eukaryota, Metazoa, Cnidaria, Anthozoa, Malacalcyonacea, Plexauridae.
UGUCGUACUAAUAGAUACAAAAAUAGUUUUAUUCCAGCAAUGUGCUUUGAGUUAAUGAACAAACUUCAAUGAUAGUUUAAUUAGUUGUAUAUUAUAUAUAUAUAUUUUAGUUAUAUAUUAUAUAUAGAUUUUAAUAUUUUAGAUAAUUUAUUGAAUUUAUGUAAACAUAUCAUAAUUCAUUGUAUUAAUGCCAAGAUAUGUGAAUAAACCAUUUAUUAUUAUUAUUAUUAUUAUAAGCUUUUCUGUAUUUGACAUUUCUCAUUCCAUAGAUGAAAGCAUUUACAAUCGAGUUUAUUCCAUAAAUUUCAGAAUGAAAAACUAUAGGUACCAAAUCUGACGGCAUGACUCACUACAAAAAAACUCUAUCGCUAACCCAACCACAGUUGCAUGGAGUGAAGACACAGAAAGCCAGCACCACGGCAACAAUGAAAAUGUAUUUGCUGCUUUCAAACCGACGAGGAGACGAAAUAUUCCGAUCAGUUUUUUGGGCGACUGUUCAUUGGAAGUGUUAACGGUCAGCUUUUCUUCAGCCAAGAUUCGUUGUCGUUGUUUCCGAGCAACAUUUAAAAUUUGGAAAUUGAGAAUAAAUAUUAGAAUAAGUGGAACACAGACAAUAAAUAUUCACAUAACCAAGAAAAAGUUGUCAGAUAUGAAGAUGCAGAACUGAAGCUUCUUUAUUUAAAGUCAAAUCUGCUAAGAUGAACUUGUAAGAUAAUGAAAAGACAACAGGCAGUUAACCAGAUUCCCACAAUAGCUACAAAAACUCGUCGACGUGUCACAAUCAGAGGAUACUUGAGAGGUUUUACAAUAUAUAAAUAACGAUCAACAGUAAUUGCGAGAAGUAUUUGCCAGUGAAGCGAACAGCAAUGACCAGAUAGUGGUUUAACUUAACUUACCAAAUAUGUUCUGAUCACUAUCAAUGUCCAAUAUGGUCUGUACAAACUCAAUUAUCCAUAUUGGAUAAAAUUUUAAACACAAUUCGAUUUAAAUUCCCAGGGGCCUAAAAUCUUUUAUGCUUAAGAAUUGUAAAGUGAUUUCUUAGGAAAUUCCGAGGUUGCGUUUUUUUUAUACACCCUGUAUAAGCCGUGUUUACACUACGAGCCUAAGCCUGGCCUAGGCCUAGCUUUGGACUAGAUUUUUGUAGUGUAAGCGUACUUUGGGCCUGGCCUAGGUUAGGAAAUGUGGAACACCUGUUCUGAUGGCCCAGAGUUCCUGACCUAGGCCAGGUCGAAGUGCAUUUACACUACAACUAGAAAAUACAUGCAUGCAGAAACCCUCGCCUUGCUGACAAAACCAUUAUAUUUUCCGAACAUGAAGUAUCUAAAGUAGUUGUCAUGAUAACACGAUAAUUUUUUAAGAAUAUUCUUACAAAUGAAAAAUCGCCUAAAAAUAUCACUUUUAAUUACAAAAUUAUUAAUUUCCCAACAUAUAUAUGUCAGGUAUGUUAUUAUACGUAAUAUAAUCCUCAAUUAAUUUUAUGGUAAAAUUCAACCACAAACGCUUCGCAAAACGUUUUAAAGUCACUAGUGUUCUUUAUAAAACUAAACUGCAUGCCUUUUAAAAUGGCUUUAUCGAUAAACUUUGAGUUUGCAAUAAAAUGAUUUAAAAUUCUCGCUUGCAAAUAACUUUGCUUUCUUUUUUAUUUAAUCAAUAUCAUAAAAAAGGAAUCAACAUUAUAUAUACACUGAAAUUAUAUGCGGUCUUGUUUAGUUGUUUCAUAUUCAUACACAAAGGCAGUCGGGUUUUAAAUCCAUUAAAAAAUCAAUAUUUAAAACCAACUUACCUUCGUUAACGCCGGCUCCUUUCUUUUAGCCGAUUCUUUCGCAGUUUCUUUCUGAGAGGGCUUUUGAAAUUUACAAAAUCUUGCAAAAAUGCGGGCAAAAAUGAAAUAUAUUUGCAAGAAAUUUAUCAAUCAUCAAAUCAAGAAAUGUUUGCUAUUUCGCUGUCGUCAUGCAGUUGUUAUAAUGCAAACUUUAAAUUGGACCAAUCAGUGUCCGCUAUUCGUGACAGUCCGCCAUAUUUUUGAGAUCAGUGAGGAUGACCACCCAUUGUUGAUGACCACCCACGCCCGCGAUAAUUGAUGAACUUUAGACUUCGCUAAAGCUUUCGUUUCCCCGGGUGCAAAUGUCUGUAAAUAGCCGGUGAGAAAUUAGUACCCUCGCACGGCGCUUCGCGCCGUCGGCUGGGGGAAAAUCUAGUCCAAAGCUAGGCCUAGGCUCGUAGUGUAAACACGGCUAUUUAACAAUUAGACAACGAAGCCGAGUUGUCUAUGAGCGAGUAGUCAACGAGGCGAAGCCGAGUUGACUAUUUGCUCAUAGACAACGAGGCCGAGUUGUCUAAUUGUUUUAGUAUAAACUUUAACAUUAAUUUACAACUAGGCUGCAAGCACAAUACAAAAAUACACAAAAAAAAACAUUAUAAAACCAUUAAAGGUAAACAAAUAUUUUAGUUUUUGUUUGCGUAAAAUGUUUUACAAAAUUCAGUUUUAAUUUUAAAAUUUCAUUGAGUGUAUGUUAUUUUGUCUAUUUUCUUACCCUUAAAAAUUGCCAUUCCAUAUUUUUGUUGCUUUUUCGGAGUUUUUUAGUACAGAAUUGUUCAACAAGUCGUCCAAAAAAAUCAUCAGACACUUCGGCAAAAGUGCAAAAUGCGAAUUUUCAGCCAUUUUGAAUUUUCUAUUAGUAGGCUAUCACUAAUAGCCUACUAGUAGCGUAGCCAAUCAGAAGCCACGAUAUGUGAUAGCCUACUAGUAGGUUUAUACUAAAAUAUAUUGUUCUGCGUGUUUCCACAUUUCGUUUUCGUCUUUCUAUUGCACACGACACAACGCUGAAUAUGAUUUUUCAUAUUCAACAUUGUGAACUCACUUCGUUGAAUAUUAUUUCAAAAAUAAAGAACUAUAAUUUCAGUUAUAGACAACGUCGAGAAAGCAGUGGUAAAUGUUCUAAUUCAAAUGCUCAUGCACGUAUGCAGUUUUAAUUAGAGAAAAUGUACGUUUAAUUAAUGAAAUACAAAUAAUGAAACAUACAACUUGUCAUCAAAAAUAAAAAUUAGAAAGAGAGUUAAACGGCAGUUCAAACAUUGUCUCUUGGCUCAAUUCUGCCAAGUAUAGAUAAAAUAAAAAGUUUCGAGCGCAAUUUGCACGAGUUUUAAGGAUAGGUAUUAUUAUAUUGAGUUUCUCUGCACUCAUUUGCGACCGGAUUUCCCAAUGAUAGGGGAUCCGAGGUACCAAUAUUUUAACGUCUUUAUACCAUUUACUGAUGCCAGAGGAAAGGUUGCACUUUCUCCUCAAUUAUUUUAAGACCUUGAGUGGUGGUCAGAACAAGGAUUGAAUCCCGGUCUCCCAGUUUGAAAAGCAUGCAAGCGUGGUAACCACGGCACCACAAGAGCUGGCUAUACCACAAUGGUUACAUACUUUAUCAUUUAAAACGCAUACGAGUACGUCAUCUUCUCAUUAUGUUGCAGACGCCGCAUAAUAUUUAUUUGACUGACAUCUAUUUUUACGCUUCCUUGAGCACUGGUAUAGACUAAGUCUUGUUCUGGACCUUAUAUUGGACAAAGAUUUUUCCAAAGGAAAUAAUGUAUAGGAUUAAUUUAAGGAGUCAUAAUCAUAUGUUUAAUAUAUGGGAGAACAAAGCUAAAUAAAAGAAUUUUAUGUUGAAUGCUCUUUAGUCUUCCCCGAGGUAAGCCUAGUUCACACGAACUCCUUAAGUGAUCUUGCAAUCAGGAGUACAUGUAUCAAUGGCAAAGCAGAAAGAAGGUUAGAAAUCUUUUGAGAGGUGGAAUUUGUUUCAAAGAUUUUAUUCAUGGGUUGUUUGUACUGUCUUCUGAUGAUCAUCACUCCAUGGUAUGAAUGAAAAUAAUUUUUUUAUGUCAGAUAUUUUUUCAAUGGUUAUGCUAUUGUACAUGUGAACAUGCAUGCAUGCAUCCUUUAUUCCAUUUUCUAGGCACAUAUUAGUGCUGGAUUCUCUCACUCGCGACUUAUCAACAAGGACAGAAGAACUUUCUUUUGUCACAAGGUAAUGCUUUCUCAAUGUUAGUAUAUUAUAUUGCUAUUACAUUACAUAGAACAUUCAGUUAUUCACUGUCUAUGAUAAUUGUAUUAUUCAUGUCUUAACUAUACAUGUUCCUUAAACAAUAUUGAAAAGAAACAUACAAAUCUUCAACAAGCAAUUUUGAAGGUACAGUACAUAGAUCACAUUAACCCAUUGAGUCGCAUUACACCCUGAUGUGUCCUACUUUAUUAUUUUACUCUGUGGCUAACGCCAGAUUAUUUUACCCUAUCUAACACCAAACAAUUUUACUCAUCAAGGGGAGAGCGCUGGCGCUUAAUGGGUUAAUAAAACAACAUUAGUUCACAUGGGUGAUUUGUUUGUUGUUUUAGUUAAUUUAUUAACCUAUGUGACCCAAUGUGUUCUGCUUUGUUAUUUUAAUCUAUCUAAUGCUAGGAAAUAUUAUUUGUCAAGAAAAGAGUAUUUGCAAUCAAUGGGUUAAUAUCUGUUAUUCAGGUUCCUUUACAACAACCUGGAAGCAAUGAUUGUGGUAUUUUUAUAUCAUUAUUUCUGAAACACUUUUUUGAGGUUAUGUUUGAGUGUUAACAUUAAUACAACCCUAUACGUUAAUUAUCAUUAAAAAAACCACUGUAAUGUACACCCUAUUGUACUGUACUGUGUUUUUAUUUUACCAAAUUUGAAUGUCUAACACCAGGUGAUUUUUUCUUAGGACCUUGACAUAUAUGAGGCAGACCCAACUUCAUAUACAGGGUGUAUAAAAAAAAACUGAACAGAUUUGAAAUUGCUCUCAAUUUCGCAAAACACCUAUUUGUAUCCGUUUUUUAUACUAAUAUAGCUUCUUUGUGUACUUAUAAUGUAGAAUAAUGAAAACAAUUUCUUGAACUCAAAUUUUGUGAACCAGGGGAGUGUGUCUUUUCCAACAAAUUAAAAAUGGCUCGCGCACAAAAUUUAAAAGUUGUAAUCAUAUUUUGAGUUGAUAGAUGGAAAAUUUGUCGGGUUUUUAAUUACUGUACAAAAUUUCAGGCAAUUUAGUACAUGCAAAGUUACAUUUUUCCUAAAAAUCAGCUAUUUGCAUGCUUAAUUAAUGCCUUUGCCUAAUUUGCAUAUGUUAGCAAUAUGCAAAUUAGGUAAAGCAUUAAUUAAGCAUGAGAAAGGCUGAAUUUUUAGAACAAAAUGAAUAGUUAAAGGGCUUAAACUCAACCAAAUUGUCUGAAAUUUUGUACAGUAAUUAAAAACCCGACAAAGUUUCCAUCUAUUAACUCAAAAUAUGAUUACAACUUUUAAAUUUUGUGCGCGAGCCAUUUUUAGUUUGUUGGAAAAGACACCCCCCCUGGUUCACAAAAUUUGAGUUUGAGAAUUUUUUUUCAUUAUUCUACAUUAUAAGUACCCAAAGAAGCUAUAUAUAUAAAAAACCGGAUGCAAAUAGGUGUUUUGCGAAAUUGAGAGCAAUUUCAAAUCUGUUCAGUUUUUUUUUAUACACCCUGUAUAGAGACAGAUCACAAAUGGUUUACAUCCAGUCUGGCACAGGAAAAAAGAACAAAUGAAAAGAGGAGAUGGAAAAUAUUGUAUGAUAUGCAUCGCAUUAUAAACAUUCAUAAAUAAAUAGACUUUACUGUUUAUGCCCCAAUAGCCUCACUUUCAUGUGAUUAUUUCCUCAUAGGGUAAUGGAUAGGCUUGCCACACUGGGAUGAAGGUCAAAUAAAUGCUGUAUAUUCCUUCCAUGUGCACCUGCCAUGCUAAAACAGUCAGACGCAAAAAUGAGGCCAUUUAAGCAAAAGUGCAAUGAACAGUAAAGUCUGUUAUUUGGCAAUAUUUUUGCAGCAAGAGUUAGACAGGGUUCGAGAACCCUGAGCAAAAUAUUGGUCAGUGAAGAUAUAUUGGUCAAUAUCAGAUUGAAAUUAUAUUGUAAAUUAUGACAUUUUGAUGCUCUGGAACAGGUUUAUAAAUUAUUAUUCAACUUUAAUUAUGCUUCGUUGUAAAUUCACAAUAGGAGCACAAACUCUAACAAUAGAUGUAAUAUAAGAUUUUAAUGUCAACGGAAUAACUCCACGCAACACACUGAAGCAUUUUAUUUUCCGGAUGAUUCUUUCCACAUGUACUUUUGAGUUUGCCAUCCGUCUUGUUGCUGUUGAUGCAUGUGCCUGAAAUAUUCUUACUUGACUAGAUUGGGGGGAUGGGGGGGGGGGCUAUGAGAAAUGCAUUUUUGUUUGCCAACAAAUCUUGAAUUUUAAAUCCUUUGUCAGCCAUUAUAGCAUCUCCGGGCUCUAUGGAAUCGAGGAAGCCACUUUUUCGAACCGCAAUUUCUUUAUCACUUAUAUAUUGAACCAGUAUAUAAUUUUGACACAAAGUUAAAAUGGCAUAUUGGUGACAUUGAUACCAAUAGCUUUAAUGUGUUAUAUGAUUUGUACUGGCUAACAUGAUGUGCGGCGCUGACUGGAUGGAUGGACGGCUUUUCAAUGCACAGUUCUGUACAAUCUAUAAUGUUUCUUACAUUAAAACAUUUGGCAUUUCUGAAAACCAUUGGACGUCUUACUCCUUUCAUAUCAGUUAAUGUUGAGAAGCCAUGUAAGAAUUCGAGUUCUUUUUCUAAAAGUAGAACCCAGGUUAUAGAAAUCUUACUGCCAGAUCCAACAGAUAUAUACCAAAAGUGGAACACAAUAAAGCUAAAGUAGGCCAUCUCCGUAGCCGAACCAGUGUGAAAAUCAGUUGUUCCCUUAUGGUAAGACUUGCAGUCUUCAGCCUUUGCUGAAAAGUGAAACUGCAGAAAUUUAAAGCAUUAAUAUUUGUUAGGUUGUCUGCUUUCUAGAAAGGAAUUACCACCCAGAUAAUUUUAUUCGCUAGCAGGACUUGCAGGUCAUGGUGGAAUAUGCUGCAUGGAAGUGGCAUAUUGUUUACAAAGCUAGCCCAUCUAUAGAGCCCUGGAAACCCGUAACUACUUCGAUUCCAUUUUGCCAUUGUCUGUUUAGAAACAGAUCAUGAUGAUGGCUUAACCCUCCAAGUGGCAAUGCACCCUACUCUAAAUUAGUAUUUUAAUUACUCUGCUAUACCUGCACGCUUUCGUCCUUUUUAGAGCAAAUGCGGUUUUGUUCUGAACUUUCUGUCAUGUCUUCUCCCAAUAACAACAGACUUUCGACGGAUGCUACUAUUUCCUCCUUUGGCGCGUUUCCAAUGUUGAGUCAUAUGAGUUCGAAUUGAAUAUGUAUAAAGUUGUUGCUCGGAAGCGCAAGUUAAAUAUAACAAUCAAUCAAUCAAUCAAUCAAUCAAUUUAUUGAGCACCAUUAUUUCAAAAAAAAAUAUUUACAUUAAAUAUUUGGAUCCUGAUAUGGGUGCAAGCUAGCAGCAGUAACCAUUAGGUUAAACGAGGCAGCUAGCUUAAUAAAUAAUAUAUUUCCAUUUCCAAUUAAUCUUAAUUAAAGCACAGAAGUAUAACUUGAAGGUCAAAAAUUGUUCAUAUAUAAAUAAGUAAUUCACUAUUACUAGUACCUUGCUUAUAACUAUUCAAAAAAAGAGAAAAAACAAAAGGAAGAGAAAAAAAGAAAAUCUUGUUCAAAUAUAAUUGCAUGUAAUUAUUAAUUUGUAUUUUUAAUUUUCUUUUGUUAGUUUUGACAAUCAUUCCUUGUAUUUUUGCAGUAGGAAUUUUUUAACUUCAGCUUUGAAUUUUGAUGGUUUAAGUUUCUUUAUUUCAUCAUUAAUUUCAUUCUAUACCUUUACGCCAGUAAUAUACAAAGCGUAUAUUAAAUUUCCCAUACGACAAACCUUUUCGACAAACCUUUUCGACAAACCCAUACGACAAACCUUUCGACAAACCUUUUCUUUGCUUUUUAUAGCUGAUAUGUUAUCAGGAUGUUGAGGAGUUGGCCUAUUUUAUUUAAUAUACAAAGCGUAUAUUAAAUUUCCCAUACGACAAACCUUUUCGACAAACCUUUUCGACAAACCCAUACGACAAACCUUUCGACAAACCUUUUCUUUGCUUUUUAUAGCUGAUAUGUUAUCAGGAUGUUGAGGAGUUGGCCUAUUUUCGCCGACAAAGUGCAAGCAACAUAUGUAGCUGUCUUUCUUGCACACGAAUGAAUCUCCGCGAUGACACGCAAUAAUCCAUCGCUUCCUUCUUUCUGCCGUUUCUUUCCGGCGUUUUGGAGCUGGAAAACGAUAUUAGAAAGUAACAGGAUCGCCAUUCUUGUUCUUUAUUUGUAAAUGUUGGUAGCGAGAAUCAUUUUUGCAAGUUCCCCAAGCACAUCGCUUUACCAGUUUCCUAUAUACAGGUGUAUGUACCACAGAAUACCGUACAACCGUACUUUACAUGUUCCAUAUCUUUUGUCAGAUGCAUAUAACAUAGCCUGUUAAAUAUUUUUUAGUAUAGCUUUUCAUUAUUUUUUUCUUCCAAUGGGGUCUUGGGGUUAGAUUUAGCAGAUUCUAUUAUUUUAUAGAUCGGACAUUCUGUGGAUAAAAUCCUAAUGUACCACAGAAUACCAGUGCGGCAAUAAGUAAGGAACGGUUUUAAUUAUCAAAUUGUAUCAGGAUUUGGUGUGCCAUGUUGUGUGAUAACACUGCAUAGAUAUUGCUAACUUAAUUUUUAAGAAUUUUAUGAAAAUAUCCAUUUUACGUUUUUUUAUGACCAUUGAGACUAAAACUAAUAUAUAUAUUCACAAAAAUAAAGUAUAUAGCAUGUUUCCUACAAAUUUUAUAACAAAAAUAAAAAAAAACUGUUGUUCUGUGGUACUGUGAUAUUCUGUGGUACAUACAUGCACCUGUAAUAUUUAUACAAGCAUGCCUCGCAAAGUGUCCGCAUUUCGCGAUUUUUGACCACGUGAUACUACACGUGUUUCUAGAUCUGAAGACGCAGAUUGAAUUGAGGAAUCGGGUUUCUGUUUCGGUGAACUCGGAACUGACACGUUCCCAGUCGCUCGCGUUGGAUGAUGGGAAUGGGCGGCGCGUCUUUCAAUGCCUAACCAGCGAACGGGCAUAUUUCCCCAUAUGAUUUUCCCGUACAAACUCAAAUGUAGGGAGGGACUGUGGAAGAGUCAGAACUCGGAACAUUAAAUAUUAAAAAUGGCGAGGAUAGGGAUUAAAGAGAGGCAUUGCAUGGGAUCUCCACCAAUGGCCUCAGUUGAGGUAGGGUUUGCCAUAACUGUCGAUGGUAUUGUUGACCCCGGGUUGCCCUGCGAACAAAGCCGAAAUACUCCCGCCAAUAUUUUGUACGGCGAAAGCAUUAAUCUGAAGAGUUCUGUUCUGAUAAUGACGCCGAAAAAAAGGAAAUUAUUUUCAUUAUUUUUUUCACACGGCCUUUCUAACCUGCACUUAUAUUUCUAUUCGCACGGCUUUUCCAUGACUGACAUCUAUUUUUACGCUGCAUAGAGAAUACUGAUAUAUGCAGCAUGUAUGUAGUCUCUACAUUCAGAUGCCAAUUUUGCCGGCAUAUGAACCUCUUGUUCUGGACAUUAUAUUUGGUGAAAGAUUUUUUCAAAGGAAAUACUAUAUAGAAGUUAGAGCUCCUAGGCAUAUGCCUGGUUAAUGUAUGGGAAAAUAAAGUGAAAUAAUUUUAUGUUGAAUGUCCUUUUGUCUUCCCAGGUUAACCUGACGCCCAUAUUCUAAAAUCCCACUCACACUCACACUCACACUCAGUGAGUGGAAGUUCAAUCUGAGCUUCUCUCGAGUGUCAUUGCUGUUUUUGAAUAGCUGGAAGGUUAGUGCCGUACCUUACUAUGUGACUACUCACCCUCCAGUUUGAUUCAAAAACAGCAUUAACAUUCAAGAGAAGCUCCGAUUGGACCUCCACUCAUUGUGAGUAAGCUUUUAAAAUACAAGCAUGCAGGUGUGAGUCUCGUUGAGCAUUCACACGAAUGCGUUAAUUAAUUAAAGUAAAAUCAGGAAUACAGACAUCAAAGGCAAAGCCGAAAAAACGUUUUAAAAUAAUUUGAAAUGGGGAUUUGUUUCAAAGCUUUUAUUUGUGGGUAUAGCUUCUACUUCCUAUUGCUUGCAUAUAUUCACACCAGGAUAGCAAGUAGCAACUGGCCUUCACACGCAGCGAGAAGUUCGGCCUCAGUCGUAAGCACUUAGCAGUCCACGAUUUAAAUAUUUAAAUAAUUCAUUUCGUAAACUCACAUGGUUUUCACUAACGUCAGAGUCAUUUAAGCGAAAGCUGUUUUCUUCUUUGUGUAGUCGUAGAUGAGAACAAACGGCUGCAACGUUUUGAAGCAAUGUGGGCGCAUUCAAAUGGCCAGCGGAUAUGCUCUGUUUAAAAAAACCCGGUUAUAUAACUGGCUACAACCAGUUUAUUUAUCUAAACAAAACUUCCUAUGAUCGGAAACUUCUGUUCGCAAUGUAAAUCAACAUCAGCAGGAAGUUGUAUGUCCUAGAUAUCUACGAGAGAGAUCUUUACCUCAUUCUAGGUAUGUUCUAAUCUAUGCAUUUUUAUGUGUAUUUUAGCUUAUAAUAGUAAUGCAAACAGAGUACUGAUAUCAAGUCUAUAUACAUGUAGACGUCAUGACGUAUGAAGCUUUAGUCAGUUCUGAGUGUAUGUUUGAAAAAGGUUUUUUAAAGGAAAUAUAGAGAAUACAGGAAUAACAUACCUAUAAUCAUAUGGUUACUUUAUGGGAGAAUAAAGUGAAAUGAAAGCUUUUAAUUAAGCUUAAAAACCUUAUUCACACGAAUUCGAAGUAAAUCCAGCAAUAAUAUAUAUAUAUAUAUAUAUAUAUAUAUAUAUAUAUAUAUAUAUAUAUAUAUAUAUAUAUAUAUAUAUAUAUAUAUAUAUAUAUAGACGUCAAAAGCAACGCAGAAAUUUUUUUUUGAAAUCCUUUGAAAUGGUCAAUUUCUAAGUUCGUUUAUGUCCAGGUAACUUCCACUUCCUUUUGCUUGUUUAAAAGCCUAGUAUGGGAUGGAAAACUUGCCUAACCCUCUGUCGUGGCGAAAAAUAAACUUUAGAAAUUCAUAGUGUAGUCCUUACUACGUCACCAUUUCUCGGCCAAAUACGCAGAUGCAUAUGGGGUUACGUCAGGACACAAAUUUGCAUGGCUAGUAACGUUUGUUUAUGUACCCAAUUCACAACUUCAGACAAGUCAUAUGCUUCGUUACUAUUGAGGUUUUAGAACCAAAUAUAACUAAGCUUUAAAAUGAUCUAGAUGAGUGAAUGACCUUUUACAUAAUUCUAAUAAUGCUUAUAGCCUAUAUAUAGUUACAUGCAUUGUUCUAUAUUAUAUGUUUCUGUGAACUAGAACAAUAGUCACUAUAAAUAGCUAGGGCAUAGAGUUAUCUAAAGAUGUGUAUAGUAACGGUGUAAACAACGUUAUAGGAGUCUGUCUAGUCUGUCUGUUCCCGGAUGAAAUGUUCAAAUUAUUCAUUCCGUAAACUGCCUUGCUUUCAAGGGAGGAAAGCACAUGCAGCUGUUUCCUUCUUUAAUUAACUUGAGAACAAAGUUGAAGGGUUUAUAUAGUGUUCAAUAUAUUUUUAUCAGUGCCAGCUUUGCAUAAUAUGCAGCCUCUUCAUGUUUAUGCGUAGUUCAAUACAUAUUUUCCUCUCAUGCAGCUCAUUAUUAAUAUUGAAGUUUAUUUUUAUAUCAGUAUAUUCUUUUGUUUCGCCUUAAGCUUACGCGCUUGAUGGUCUGUCUUAAUGCUAGUGCUUAUGUCACAGCGACGUUUAUAGUCUGCACAGCUUAUGUCGCACACUUCAGUACUUCACUGCAUCUUUUUCCCACUUAUUAUCCUCCGCAUAUUUUCCUGUUAGCGCCUAUCUAACCUGGAACACGGGUCACAUGGCUCACCAUUAGUCUUCCUUUUGUGUACACAUUUUCGUGUACAAAUUUUCGUCUUCUUUCUGUGUACACAUGCAUGACUUUAGUCUUUAGUUUAGUAUAGACCUACUGUCAUUUCGUAUGCUAGUUGUUGUAAGUAGCUAUAUAGAUUUAAAACUUGCGGUAUACAUGCAUAGUGGCAAUUGGUCGCUCUUCUUAUUUUUUCCUUAAUAGUUUUAAUUAAUAUCCAUCUUUGGCAUAGAAAUACAAUGGAUUUACAAUGUAAAAUAUUUAAAUACAUAUAUAUGUAUAAGCCUAUAAUGGAAGGUGUAAAAAUGCAGUUAAAGUUGAAAAACAAUUUAAAUACAAUAUAAAGCAUAUAAAGCAUCACAGACCGUAGAGUAAUAAACUCUAAAAGCAAAGUCGACUCAGUUUUUCGCCAUCUUUAUCGUGACGUUUGGAGGAAAAGUUUAAUAAAAGUACAUUUCCAAAACGACAGAACACUGAGCUUGUCAACUGGAACAAGCUAGCAGAGCUCGUCAACUGCAAUAAAAUGUACUUAAGACUGCAAAUAUAUUUAACACUAAUGCAAAACCUGCUCUGUUUUCGACUUUUAACAUAUUAAUAUCUGAAAAUAUGUUGUUACUGUUUUAUCUUUGUCAAAAACAUUUACAGAAAUGUCAAAUUGCGCGUUAUUAAAUGGUCAAAUAAACUCUAGUAGAAAUUGUAAGCAAAUCUAAUUUUCGACAUUGUCUUUGUAUAUUACCGAAAUCAGUAUCGAGUGUCUAUUUCGGAAGUUGAAAAGACAGUCAGAAGCCAGUAGUAAUGUUCAUGUUUUAUGACGUCACGGUGAAGGAAUGCAGCGUGGAACUUGUAUGUUAUUUUACUUAUUAGUAACUUUAUUGAGUUUGAAAAAUUGCCAAAGGCUCUUUUCCAUAAAAAUUUUCAGAAUUAAAUUAAAUUAAAUUCAUUUUCGCUUGUGUCGCUUCUAACCACUCUUAUUAGGCUGUCCUUUGGCGUGUUCACAGCUCACUAACUUCACUUUCCACGCUGCAUUCCUUCACCAUGACAUCCACAUGAACGUAUCUACUGGCUGCAGACUAUCUUUUCAACUUCCGGAAAAGACAUGCACUCUACUGAUUUCCGUAAUAUGGACCGAGCCGUAUAGGCGAGGUCUAUAUAAAAACAAAAAAGAACGAGAUUAUAAAUGUUCUGCUGUCCCGACCGAACAAGCUCAGUCGGCCAGUUCCGCUUAGAAACCAAUCAAAAUUCUCCAUUUUGCAGAUGGACCUCCUUGCAAUAUAGUAAGAAGCAUUAAUUAUGAGCAUAUAAUUUAAGAGAGGAAUAAUUUAUGGGUAUAUAUAUAUAUAUAUAUAUAUAUACCACUGAUCCAAAAAUACUGGUAUAUACAGGUAAACAAGUGUCUUCGGAAAUCUGACUGAAUCAAUAGAGGGUGGGGCUAAAUAGAAAGGGGGGCUUGUUUUAUUCCCCACUUCUGGUCUGAAGGUUCAGUAGAAGGAGUAGCUUAAGUAGAGGCUGUGAACUAAACAGUGGAAAUACUGUAGUAGGUUUUUCAAAUAUUAAUUUCUUAAGGUGUAAGUAUCUUCUGCACUGGCAAUGUUUCUAAGAAUAUUUCACGCUUUUUAUUUCAUACGUAAAUACACUCCACUUAGUACAAUUAUCUUUAUCAGUAAGUUAGCUCAUUUCACUUGCGGCGCGGAUCACCAAAAAUUACCGUUGUAUUAUUGUAUCAAAUUAAAAUUAAAAUUAAACAUUUUCAUAUUUCCUUCCUAGCAAUCAUGAACGCAACGUUGGUUCCAAGUUUGUCUUCACCAAGUCUUCGAGACGCAGAAACGACAAACACGUCAGAACAUAUACAUGUAACCAUAAGAAUCUGGGUUACCGUUCUUUUAACAGUCAUCAUCGUUCUAACAAUUUUAGGCAACGUACUUGUCUGUUUGGCUUUCUAUCGUCGACCGCACUUAAGAGGCGUUUCCUAUUAUCCAAUAGUUAGCCUAGCACUGGCCGAUAUUUUAUGCGGUAUUAGCGCAAUGCCAGCGUACAUUGCCAAGAAGCACACUGCUGGUGGUGAUAAAGAACGUAUUACAUGUGAUGUGUUUCGUUUUACAUAUUUCUUUUCCAUGUAUGCCUCCAUAUUGAGUGUAACCGUAGUAAGCCUGAAGAGAUUCAUAGCAAUUAAAAUGCCAAUCUGGUAUAGAACGUUGUUAACUAAACGAAAGAUGAUCACCGCGCUUAUGCUCUCCUGGCUCGAUGCCGCACUAGUGUCCAUGCUUCCAUUCGUUUGGCGGCGUGAAAACACCGACGAACUAUGUACCUACCGACCUUCAAAAGAAUGGAGCAUGAUGGUUAUUUUACUAAAUGUGUGUUUGCCAUUUGUUAUCAUGUUUUCCUGCCACUUCUACACAUUUCACUUUACUAUUCGACUUUUCCGCGCGAAACAUCGAACGAAAACUACAGAUACAGCAGUUGAUGCCGGUAGACGAAAUACAAUCGAUGGAAUUUCCGCUGAGAAUAACGAGGCUAUUUUGGCAAAGCGAGAACGAGAUCUUAUGUGUACGAUGGCGAUCGUCCUGGGAGCUUUUAUUGUGUGUUGGGCACCUUCAACUUUGUAUUAUUUUCUUCACAUGGUUUGUCCACACUGUUACCGACCGUCAUUUAAACAGGUUGAACCUGUUUUCAAUGCAGUUGUGAAAUUGCUAACAUUCGUGAAUUCCUGUUUAAAUCCGAUUAUUUAUUGUUUGUUGAACAAACAUUUGAGAGAAGAAAUUUAUCUGUCGCUUUUGAAAAAGUCAGAGGCAAGAAGGAGAAAGUUCAAACAGUCCAAAGAGAUAAAUAGAAUUGACGCAAAGGAAGAGACUUAG